This is a messenger RNA of Grosmannia clavigera kw1407, 2682 nucleotides long. Its product is annotated as DNA photolyase. Gene Ontology annotation, molecular function: damaged DNA binding; FAD binding; deoxyribodipyrimidine photo-lyase activity. NCBI's taxonomy places the organism in Eukaryota, Fungi, Ascomycota, Sordariomycetes, Ophiostomatales, Ophiostomataceae. The transcript has a single exon. Gene Ontology annotation, biological process: photoreactive repair. The record is from RefSeq and is a predicted model, not a curated record. The coding region runs from base 1 to 2682 and encodes 893 amino acids.
AUGGAAUCAACACAGAAUGCCCAAGAACAGAGCAACCCCAGCACUGAAAAGCCGGACAGCAACGUUCUCAUAUACAUCCUCCGGCGAGAUCUUCGUGUGGCAGACAAUCGUAUCCUCCACGAAGUUUCCACAAACCCUACGAAAUACAACUUUACCCAUAUGCUUCCACUCUAUGUCUUUGCGGCUAAUCAGAUAGAGGUUUCUGGCUUCAUUCCUAGAUCGUCAAAUACGACUAGUCCGUAUCCAGAAGCAAAGAGCAAGAUUGUCGGCUACUGGAGGUGUGGACCUCACCGUGCCAGGUUCAUUUCCGAAUGCCUUGCAGACGUGAAGCAGUCCCUGGAGUCUUUGGGAAGCGGGCUCUCGAUCCGAGUUGGCAUGUUGCCCGAGGUCGUCGAGCGGAUGAUUGCCGGUUUGACUGCAGAGGGACAUCGUGUUUCUGCCGUAUGGAUGGCCGAAGAGGACGGUUCCGAAGAAGAAGCAGACGAGAACGAGAUCGGGACCAUGUGUGAGGAGCUUGGUAUACACUACUACCUCUGGCCAAACGAGAAGCACUUCAUUGCCGAGUAUGUCCCUUCCAUUCCUGUGCCAUUUACCAUCUCUGGAGUGUAUACUGACAAGCCCAGUAACCAUGCCAUUGUCCCCUCACUCGAUGAGCUUCCAGACACAUACACUCAGUAUCAGAAAAAGUGUGAACCACUACGUCAACGGCCCGCCGAGCCCCUUCCGGUUCCACGGGCAUCAACACUACCGACAUAUCUCCCAGCCCCAACUCAGAGCUUGCCAUUUGUCAUCCCCGACGACAAGGAUGGCAUCGAGGCUGCCCUGAUUGCUCCGCUGCUCAGGCGUGACUGCGACAACAGGUUUCUGUACGAGGUGAAAAUAUGCAAAAAGGUCCCUUGGGCAACCAUACUCGAAGGAGGUGAAACAGAGGCCAACAAACGCCUCCGUGACUUGUUUUUGCCCGAAAAUGCCGGUCUCGUUGCUGGUUAUGCCGAGAAAAAAGACGGGCUGCUCGGCCGCCAGUUCAGCUCCAGGCUCUCCGGGUAUCUCUCUCAAGGCUGUCUGACGGCACGUUUGGUCCACCAAGCACUGGUGCAGUACGAGGAUGGGUCAAACGACGCCAUGGCCGCAGCCGAAGGCUUUGGCGGCGGCGAGAACGAAGGAAGUCAUGCACUGCGGAAAGAACUGCUCUGGCGAGACUUUAUGCGGCUCAACGGACACCGGUUCAAGGACGUGAUAGAUCACCAGGAAGGAUUCCGCGGCAAGCUAGGCCGUGACAUAGUUUACAAACGAGAGACGUCUGCCGAUUCCGAGGAGGAAGAAGAGGAGCCCGAACUCCCAGAAAAACCAACGAUGCAAAAAUUCACCUGGUUUUCACCACGGGCCGACAUGGCAGACUGGGACCAGGAACAAAGUCCUGAACAAACCGCAAAUUACCUGCGCCGGUGGCAGCUUGGCACGACGGGCUUGUCGCUGAUCGACGCGUCACAGCGAGAGCUCAUGUACACAGGAUUCACUUCGAACCGGGCACGGAUGGUCGUGUCGAACUUCUUCGCCAAGAGGAUGCAAAUCGACUGGCGCUGUGGUGCGGAGUGGUACGAAAUGAUGCUGAUGGACUACGAUGUGUAUUCCAACUGGGGCAACUGGCAGUAUGCGGCCGGAGUGGGCAAUGACCCUCGUGGCAUAGAGCGGGAUCUCAAUCCUGUCAAACAGGCCUUCGAUUAUGAUCCGAAAGGACUGUACGUGCGUGCCUGGCUGCCGGAGGUGGCCAGGCUGAAAGAGCUCAGACACCUGUUCCAGCCAUCGGCGGCGCCGCCAAGCGCUGUGACUUCAGCAAACUUGGCAGGAAGUUCUUUGGUCUUGGACCCUGUUGUUGCUGUGGCCUACACAGUUCCCAAAAACCCCAAAGUCCAAACAGAAAAGAAGACCGGCCCAGGCUCUGGCAGACGGUCCCGUGGGGCUGCCGGAAAAACAAACCAGGCAUCUCAGACACGCCAGGAACGCCCGGAACGACAGGAACGCCCGGAACGACAGGAACGACAGGGACGACAGGAACGACAGGAACGACAGGACCGACAGGAACCGGAAACUUAUUCAAACCGAAAUAGCCCCAACAGGAAGUCGCACGUUUAUCACAGGGAACAACGUUACCCACAAAGAAACAUGUCGAUCGCUCAAAACAUGCCGAUGCAUCAGAAUCCAGCCGUCUAUCAGAAUUAUCAGAGCUCGGUGGUGUAUCAGAAUAUGCCGAUUUAUCAUUACCCGGUGGCUUAUAACAUGGCGAACUAUCAAAAUCAAAAUACCGCUAUGUAUCCUACCUGGGUCCAUCCGAACAUGAUCCCUCCGGAUAUGUAUCAACAGGCCAUACCGAACCAUCCGAUUGGUGCCGCACAUCAAUAUAAUGGAUCUACACAGCCUGUCGGCGAACAAGCAAACGGCCAUUGGCCGACUGGUGAAGCUUACGGGCUUAACCAGGAACUUGCGAGACUCCAACUGUCAGAACGUUUACCGGAACAAGUGAAUGCGCAACUCUGGCAAAAGCUACAGGAAUCACAGGAAUCACGGGAAGUACAGGAAGCACAGGAAACACAGGAAACACAGGGAACGCCCGGAUCCCAAGACGCUUUGGAGACUUCACCCGAGCAAGCCCCGGCUCCCCGGAUUGCAAGGUGCGUACAAUAG